AUGUCCGCCGCCCUCGCCAAGAGAGGCUCGCCUCGAAUAGGCCGCCCGGCUUCCCGCCCGGAUUCCUCCCUCGACGCAAACAAUCCGCUGUUGAAGAAUAGUAAUGUCCAGGACAUCGACAGAAAGGAUCCCAAACCCGCCGCCGAUGCUGCUGAGUCACAACAACCCAUGCCUGGCCCUCGCCGUCCAGGUCAAUCUGAAUCGGAGACUGAUUACUUCUCCACCCUGCACAACACCAGUCACUUCUCCUUGGAACCGAAUCCAUUCGACCAGUCAUUUGGAAACACCUCCGCCGAAACUCCAGGAAAAUCCCUUCUACCGCCUGUUGCCGCCCUCACCUCCCCUUCCUUACCUGGAACCACCACUGCUGGAGGUUUUGGCUGGGCCAACUCCCUCAGAGCCGGACCUCUAAGCCCGGCCAUGCUCACUGGGCCUUCGGGCUCCAAUGAUUUCCUUGAUAGCAUCGGCAGAGGUUUUCCCACCCCAAAUGAGUCCUCUCUCCGCACUGGACUCACCCCCGGUGGUGGAGGCACCAUGUUCCCGGCCCCUAGUCCCGGUGGCACGUCCAUGCUGCAGCUCCAGAGUGGUGGUGCUACACCUUCGACGCUGGAGUUCCACCGCACCGCCCUCAACGCUGCGAGGAAGAACGGUGCCGGUGCGCCCACUUCAAACCCUCAGGACCCUGAGCUUCUUCAGCAGGCAGCGAAUAUGGAGAUCCCCAAGACUGGCCCACCGAUAGAUCCGUUCACCCACCCUGACGCCACGGAUGCUGCCAAUGGUCUCUAUAUGCUCGCCAAGGGAGGGCAGGCUGACAAUGUGCCAUAUCCUCAUCCCGGCUCUCAGCCAGGCUCCGAAGCUCGAGGCGCAUACUCCAGAAAUAAUACGCCCCUCAACGGUGGCAUUGGAAUUGCACGAAACGGUGAUGUCACCGACCCCCAACUCAACGGAGAUGCUUCAGACGGAGCAAUGGAGCAAUCAAAGGCAAAUGGCCGUAACAAAGGAAAGAAGCCUGCCGCCAAGGCGUCGACUGCUGCCAACGGACGCCGCAAGGCCGAAGACACGAAGCAAGGACCGAAUAAGAAGGCCAAGGGCGCCAACGGAGCCGUCGAUAAAACUCAGGAGGAAGACGUCAAACCCUCCCAGGGUGAAGGCAGCACUUCCAACCCUAAGAAGAUGACAGAUGAUGAGAAGCGCAAGAAUUUCCUAGAGCGUAACCGAGUUGCCGCGCUAAAAUGCCGUCAAAGAAAGAAGCAAUGGCUUGCGAAUUUGCAAGCAAAAGUUGAAAUGUAUAGCCAAGAGAACGACACUCUUUCCACAACUGUCACUAGGUUACGCGAAGAGAUUGUCACCCUCAAAUCCCUGCUCUUGGCUCAUAAAGAUUGCCCUGUUACGCAAGCCCAAGGACUCAAUGCCAGUAUCAUGAUGAACGGACUUGCUAAUUCUGGAGGAUGGGCGUUAUAGGUAUGGGAGCCUGGGGUUACUUUUCAUUUUUGCGGGACCGGUGUCUGGUCUUUACGGGCUUCUUCUUUUGCAUUUCCUCCUUCACCUUUGAUGGUUGUGUCUUUUUUUUUUUUUUUUUAUCGCGGUAGUUACUGGGGUUAUGUGAAAAAUUGUUAUGACGCGUUUUCUCUUUUUUCUCUCUUUUUAUUUUUUUCUCCCCUUUUUCCUUUCUACUUUAUUGGGGAGGGCUCUCUGCUGGAUAACGGGACUUUGCUUGCCUUUUUCUUUUCUUUUUUCCUUUUUGUGAAAAUAUUAUUUAUUCCUUAAAAUUCUCAGUGAUUGCUAUG
This is a messenger RNA of Coccidioides immitis RS, 1787 nucleotides long. RefSeq names its product bZIP transcription factor. The transcript has 3 exons. Bases 1 to 1461 code for a protein of 486 amino acids. The record is from RefSeq and is a predicted model, not a curated record. Lineage: Eukaryota; Fungi; Ascomycota; Eurotiomycetes; Onygenales; Onygenaceae. Gene Ontology annotation, biological process: regulation of transcription by RNA polymerase II. Gene Ontology annotation, molecular function: RNA polymerase II cis-regulatory region sequence-specific DNA binding; DNA-binding transcription factor activity, RNA polymerase II-specific.